AAAAGAAAAGAAAACCAAACACGUUAACAAAAAUCACCUCAUAAACCUUAGCUUUGCCCAUCAACAGAAACUGCCUCAAAAGUGCCAAGAGAUUGUCUUUAUUAUCCAUAUUCACAAGAUUUCAGUUGUCCUGGAAAAUAUUUCUUUAAGCUUAGAUGAGUUACUUAGCUAAAUCAUUUCAUAAAUUCUAACUCGCGUGGUUUUAUGGUAAUUUAAACACCAAUGUCAAAAUCUUUGACUAUGGCGUCUACCCAAAGAGAAUAAAGGUUUCUGUGCAGCUCCUAAGCCAGGCCGCAACUGAUGAAAAUAUUUGCACCGAGUGGACCUUUGAACCCGGCUUCUGUUGCUUCUAAGGUCUAACCAACCCACAUUGAGACCUUUAAUACCUAAUUAAUCAUGACAAUCACCACCAAACUCCUCUUAUAAAUGGUAAAUGACCAAAUUUCAUGACCUAAUCUUGCUAGUCAACCCAACAAUAGUUCAUUGCACUCUCCUUCUGAGUCUAAAUGUCAUUUUGCCAAAUGAAAAAGGAAUCAAAGAACAGCCCAUUUAGAAGUCUCCCUAGUUGAAAUUCAGAAUUUUACUUGGUUCUCUUAGACAUGGAGGCUAAAAUAUUUUUCUAUAUAAACCCAUCAGUUUGUUCUCCCAAGCCAAGACCUCAUAAUUCACUUGGGUUACUAUUACUAGACAAUGAAGAUGGGUCGGAGCCAUGGAGCAAAAUGGUUCAUACUCUUCAUGACUGUCUCUUUGUUGGCAGUCUGCCAGGCCAGAACCAUUGUUGUCGGAGGGUCUGAAGGUUGGCGUUUUGGCUUUAACUACACUGACUGGGCUAUCCAAAACAGUCCCUUUUACAUCAAUGACAAACUCGUUUUCAAGUAUGAUCCUCCAAGCAACUCCAGCUCUGCUUAUAGCGUCUACUUGCUGCCAUACCUUUGGAGCUUUGUGGAUUGCAAUUUAAGCGAUGCGGAUCUGUUGGCGAAUGCAACGCAAGGAAGCGGUGAGGGCUUUGAGGUUGUGCUGGACCAGUGGAAGCCUUAUUACUUUGCCAGUGACGGUGGCAAUAGCUACAACUGCAAAGAUGGUCUGAUGAAAUUCUUUGCAGUGCCAUGGCCUCACCAAUAGAUUUCUUGAUGACAGAAUUAGAUGCCGAUGAUCUGAUCGGCAAAGAAGCUCGUUUUAUAUUUGACCCUUUAGAAUAAUACUGAAGGUUAUUGUGUGAAUGGCAACAUAGAUUUACUUAAUUUCUUUGUUAUGGUGUUGUACAAGUUAAAGAGGAAAUAAAUAUCAGCGCAUAUUUUACUUAUUGAUUUA
This is a messenger RNA of Ziziphus jujuba (common jujube), 1311 nucleotides long. RefSeq lists its product as uncharacterized. The record is from RefSeq and is a predicted model, not a curated record. Bases 691 to 1122 code for a protein of 143 amino acids. Gene Ontology annotation, molecular function: electron transfer activity. The transcript has 2 exons. Lineage: Eukaryota; Viridiplantae; Streptophyta; Magnoliopsida; Rosales; Rhamnaceae.